AUGUCGGCGGGGUACGCGGCGAAGCUGUCGUACCGCGAGGACGUGGGGACCGUGGGGUCGCCGGAAUACGAGGAGUCGGGGGAGGCGCUCCGCCGCAAGCUACACCAGCUGGUCGAUAUAUUCAUCUCCAGUAAGCGCGUGGUGGCGUUCACGGGAGCAGGCAUCUCCACUGCAGCAGGCGUGCCGGACUUCCGAGGGCCCUCGGGCAUAUGGACGCUGCAGAGGCAGGGGCAGAGCCUGCCGAGCAGCAUGAAGGCGUUUGGGGAUGCAGUGCCGUCGCUCACACACAUGGCGCUGCUGCACCUGCUCAGACUCGGUCGCGUGCACUGCAUCAUCAGCCAGAACGUGGAUGGGUUGCAUGCGCGCUCGGGGGUGCCGCGCAGCCAUCUGGUGGAGCUGCAUGGCAGCUGCUUCCGAGAGCUCUGCCACCGCUGCGGGGCCGAGUACCAGCGGGCGUUUGAGCUGGAGAGCAUUGGGCAGAAGGCGUCUCGGCGGCGCUGCACGGCAGCAGCGUGCGUGGCGCUGGGCACGGCUCCCCGCCUGCGCGACUCCGUGCUCGACUGGGAGGAUGCACUGCCCCCAUCGGAGCUGCAGCGUGCAGAGGACGAGUGCUCACAGGCCGACCUUGUGCUCUGCCUCGCCACCAGUCUGCAGAUCACCCCAGCGGCCAACCUUCCCCUGCGAGCGCUGCGCAAUGGAGGCCGCAUCGUCAUCGUCAACCUCCAGAAAACCCCCAAGGACAAGAAGGCAUCGUUGGUCAUAGCAGCGCGGGUGGACCAAGUCAUGGCUCACCUUAUGUCAAUCCUGCAUCUCACCAUCCCUCCCUUCCACCGCACCUACUCUCUGCACAUCCGCCACUGCUUAACGCCCAUUCAACCCCAAGGCAAGGGCAAAGGCAAGAAGCACCACGCAGCAGCGCAGCCCUCAGUGUUCACAAAUAGGUGGAAGCUGAGCGUUGCAGUGGAGAGCACUCUGGGGGCCCUCGCACCCCUGCCAUCGCUCGACUGCAUUCACGUCUCUUUCCCUGACAGCUGGCCGUUGGAUGAGCUCACCCUCACAUCUCCACCGUACACGUUCAACAGGACCUUCAAACUGCAGAUGCAGCAGGCGGAAGGAGCAGAGGGAGAGGGUGAGAAGCAGCAGCAGCAAGGCGUGACACCUUCAGGAGCCAUCAGUUUCACGUUCAACUUCUCCCAGGGCUAUGGAUGCGAGCCUAUCACCAUCCAUCACGCCGUCGCUCCUUGUCCUUGUCAAGAGCCAGCACCUGCGGCAACGCAGGGCGAAGAGCAUGCAUUGACAUGCCAUACCACGUCGCCACCACCACCGAUUCCCAUGCCACUUGCUGCACCAGGGAGGGAACACGCAGGGCAACAAGGGGCACAGGGGCAUAGCAGCAGCGGUAACCACAUGGAGCUUGGCAGCUUGGAACCAAGCCUACAUGCCUCUCCACCAGCAAGCUCCGCGCAGGCGUGCAACAGUCACUUGGACGAUCCGGAGCAGGUUUCAGGAUUGCAGAAAGGGACGGGUCCUACGUGGCAUGUCGUGGGCUAUGAGAUGCUGACAGCUGUUGUUAGAUACACAGUCAGCAAGGCUGCGGUUGGGAUAGCGCCCAGUGGGGUGGGUGAAGGGGAGGGGCGAGGUGGUGUGGGCGAGGGCGACAAAGAGGAGGAUGAGGAGAAAAGGGUUGGAAGGGCGGGCGUGAGUGGGGAUCGGAAGAGGAGAGGAGUGAGGAGUGCAAGAGGGGCAAAGAGAGGGAGAGGGAGAGGAAGAGUGGGAGGUGGAGGAGUAGAUUUGAAUGGAGUGAAGGUAGAGGGUGAUGGGAUGGGGGGGGAGGGGUGCAAGGAUGAGCCCGAAAAUCCAGGAUUGUAA
Messenger RNA from Closterium sp. NIES-65, 1869 nucleotides. Lineage: Eukaryota; Viridiplantae; Streptophyta; Zygnematophyceae; Desmidiales; Closteriaceae. The record is from the annotation of a GenBank genome assembly.